AUGGGUAAAACACUCGCUGAGCAGAUUGCUGAGCUUACGAAGCCCACUACAGAAUUUGACAUUGAAGAUAACGAGCUUCGUGACAAUGUUUUUGAGAACAAUUCGGACAACAGCGGAGAUGACUUGUCUGAAGAGGAUGAAGAGCUACAGAAGCAACAUUAUGUUAAGGUGAACAAGUCCAAAUUAAGAAAGGACGAUAUAAAUUUGAGUCUGAAGUAUACGGGAAGCAUUUCUAGCCGUAAAGACUUGUAUGGCGACGACGAAGAUGUAGAUGUAGAGGAAGAUGAAGACGACGAUGAAGAGGAAGAGGAAGAUGAAGAUGAAGACAGUGAAGACGAAGAGGGAGACGAAGAUGAAGACGGGGAAGUCGAUUUGGACGACUCAGAAUUGGACCAAGAUUCAGAUGAGUCCCAGGAUGAAGAUGCAGACCAGUUUGACGAACAAAACGAUGUCUCCGAUGAUGAUUUAUCUCACAAGAGAAACAAGCUUAAGCUACUUCUUCAAAGUGAACGUAAACAGAUAGUCAGCAGACUCUCCCAGUCAGCUUCUAACGAUGCCCUCAAGGGUUACUCUGUCCUUCAGCAACACAAAUUCUUUGAUACCAUCUUGGAUUCCCGUAUCAAGCUCCAGAAAUCAAUCACUACCCUGAACCAGUUACCACCUAACAACAAUGUGGCCAUGUCCGAGAAGCUAUACACCAAGAAGUCUAAGAAAUACUUGAAGCAGAGUCAAGAAAAGUGUUUUGAUUUGCUUGACCAAAUCUUCACCUUGCGUAACACAAUGUUGACCAAGGAGUCCAUUUCCAAGACCACAGUUUCCAAGCCAAAGAAGAGAUCUUUGAGCGAAUACCUCAAGGUGACGAACGAACAAGAUUCUCUUUUGAACAAAUACCGUUCAGCUGUGUUGACCAAAUGGUCAUCGAAGAUUCAAACUUCAUCUGGAGCUAGUGCAUUAAAUGCUGGUAAGUUUAAGGCAAUUAACCAAACUUCAGAGCAGCAAGUGGUGAACAACUUGAGUGACAUGGGAAGAUUGAUAAAAAGAACGAAGUUGAACAGGAAGUUGGUCAGACCCUUAGGAUUUGACACCUACUUGAAGGAAAAGAAAGGUGCAGAGGGGAGUGACCACGAAGUAGGAGUUGAAGAAGAUGAAGACGAUAUCGAUAUUCCUAAGGAACAGAACAAUUCCAAGACUCUGUCGAUCGCCGAGUUGGAUAUAAUUUUCGACGAUGAAGACUUCUAUAGAGUCUUGUUGAGCGAUCUUGUUGAUAAGAAGGUGCAAUCUUCAAACCCAGCAUCUGGCUUAACAUUGUCGUUAGCAAGUGCACAAAGGUCCCAAAAAUUGAACAAGAAUAUCGAAACCAAGGCAUCAAAGGGACGUAAGCUUAGGUACCACAUACAGGAGCCAAUUGCAAACUUUGAAGCUCCUAGAAACGGAUGGAAGUGGAAGGAUGAACAGAUUGAUGAGUUUUUCGCUUCGUUGUUGGGCCAAAAGGUGAAUAUGAACGAAGUCGACGAAGAUGAAGAUGAAGAAGACGAAGAAGAACAAGAAGUUUCAGCCGGUGGUAUUAAGCUUUUUGGAUAG
Dujonia railenensis is the source of this 1581-nucleotide messenger RNA. The record is from the annotation of a GenBank genome assembly. Lineage: Eukaryota; Fungi; Ascomycota; Pichiomycetes; Serinales; Debaryomycetaceae.